Messenger RNA from Polyodon spathula (Mississippi paddlefish), 2002 nucleotides. Its product is annotated as cyclin-L1-like. Bases 65 to 1582 code for a protein of 505 amino acids. NCBI's taxonomy places the organism in Eukaryota, Metazoa, Chordata, Actinopteri, Acipenseriformes, Polyodontidae. Gene Ontology annotation, molecular function: cyclin-dependent protein serine/threonine kinase regulator activity. Gene Ontology annotation, biological process: regulation of transcription by RNA polymerase II. The transcript is spliced from 11 exons. Gene Ontology annotation, cellular component: nucleus. The record is from RefSeq and is a predicted model, not a curated record.
GUGGCGUGUCUCCUUUCCUCCCGGUGUACUGUACUAGAGUUAGUGUAGUUGUUUGCAAGUGGAGAUGGCGUCUGGUGGCCACCCUGGUGUUACCAACUCGUCUACCGACAAUGAAGGCAUUCUUAUUGGGGACAGAGUUUAUUCCGAGGUUUUCCUCGCCAUUGACAACUCGCUUAUCCCCGAUGAGAGACUCUCUACAACCCCGUCUAUGUCAGAUGGCCUCGACCUCCACAACGAGACCGACCUCCGCAUCCUUGGCUGCGAACUAAUCCAAUCCGCUGGCAUUCUUCUCCGUUUACCGCAGGUGGCCAUGGCUACAGGACAGGUUCUUUUUCAUCGGUUUUUCUACUCUAAGUCCUUUGUGAAACACAGCUUUGAGAUUGUUGCCAUGGCUUGUGUUAAUCUUGCCUCGAAGAUUGAAGAAGCACCACGCCGAGUAAGAGAUGUGAUAAACGUUUUUCAUCAUUUAAGGCUGCUUAGAGGAAAAAGGACACCAAGCCCAUUGAUACUUGAUCAGAACUACAUUAACACCAAAAACCAAGUAAUCAAAGCAGAGAGGAGAGUGCUGAAGGAACUGGGUUUCUGUGUUCAUGUGAAGCAUCCCCACAAGAUCAUUGUAAUGUACCUUCAAGUUCUUGAGUGCGAGAAAAAUCAAACCCUCGUCCAAACAGCUUGGAACUACAUGAAUGACACACUGCGAACAAAUGUGUUUGUGCGAUUUCAAGUUGAAACGAUUGCCUGUGCCUGCAUCUAUCUUGCAGCAAGAGCCCUUCAGAUCCCACUUCCCACCAAACCACACUGGUUUAUGCUGUUUGGAGCCACUGAAGAUGAGAUUAAGGAGAUUUCGAUAACCACUUUAAAACUUUACACAAGGAAAAAGCCUAACUAUGAUUUACUUGAAAAAGAAGUUGAAAAGAGAAAAGUUUCACUCCAGGAAGCAAAACUGAAGGCCAAAGGAUUAAACCCUGAUGGAACGCCAGCUCUUUCAACAUUAGGGGGGUUUUCACCUGGCUCUAAACCAUGUUCACCAAGAGAGGGUAAAAGUCUGGAUGAGAAGUCUCCAAAUUCACAGAACUCAAAGGCUGUCAAAAAGGAGCCAGACGAUAGACAGCAGAGCUCCAAGAGCCCUCAUAAUGGCCUUAGGAAAGAAAGCAAGAGGAGCAGAAGUGUGAGCAGAACACCGUCAAGGACUAGAUCAAGGUCACGAUCUCGAACACCAAGAAGACAUUACAAUAACAGAAGAAGCCGUUCUGGUACGUUCAGCUCACGAUCUCGCAGCAGGUCCCCCAGCAGAAGUCUUACUCCUCGUCGUUUACAGAACCAUGGGUCUCCUCAUGUCAAAUCCAAACAUCGCAACGAUGACCUCAAGAUUUCAAACAGGCACAGCCACAAAAGAAAGAAGUCUAGAAGCCGCUCUCGUUCUCUCAGCAAGACCAGAGACCGGUCUGAGACUGCUAAGAAACACAAGCAUGACAGGGGACACCACAGAGACCGGCGAGAGAGAUCUAGAUCUUAUGAUCGUACACACAAAAGCAAACAUCAUGGCAGCAGUCAUUCAGGGCACAGCAGGCACAGGCGUUGAACGUUGGCUGUUUUGUGAGAACAUUGACUUAAAAUUCUGAACCUUAGUUUAAUGUAGGACUUCUGACUACUUUUUUCAAUGUAGAAGAUGGAACGUGUUGUAAUAAAAAAAAAAAAAUAAAAAGCUUUGAUUUUUUUAUAAAAGCAUAUUUUCUAAAUUGUAUUCAGGAAAUGUAAAGUUUUGCACAGUUAAAACGAUACCCUGGAUAGUAACAAAUGAUCAGUUGUAAGAAAUUGUUUACUGUAUAGAUGAGUGAAAAAAGGGUUUCUGGAGAAGUAUACCUUAUAUUUUUACAGCUGGGUGCAGACACUUUUAUUUAAGACUUCUUUCUCUGUUCGAGCUGUAGUUAAUUUGUUACAUUGAUUUUUAGUCUGCACAUGUGUAUUGUCUGAUUUUUACAAAAAUAAAAAAAAGUAAAUA